This is a messenger RNA of Cervus elaphus (red deer), 1960 nucleotides long. It is a transcript of the gene B3GNT8, whose product is annotated as UDP-GlcNAc:betaGal beta-1,3-N-acetylglucosaminyltransferase 8. Bases 635 to 1831 code for a protein of 398 amino acids. NCBI's taxonomy places the organism in Eukaryota, Metazoa, Chordata, Mammalia, Artiodactyla, Cervidae. The transcript has 3 exons. The record is from RefSeq and is a predicted model, not a curated record. Gene Ontology annotation, molecular function: protein N-acetylglucosaminyltransferase activity. Gene Ontology annotation, cellular component: membrane.
UACACUUGAAAACCCAGCCAUGACCUCCCCUGGGGCAAAUGCCUUGAAAGGGAGAUCAGCUUUUCUUGACACUUAUCACGAGCGCCCCCUGCUGUCACUAGACCGCAAGUGCCGCAGGUCAAGCCUCAGCGAGCUCCAGGGAGCAGGUGCUCACCGCGCCCCAGAAGGGAACAGCUCUUACACGGAAGGGCAAGACCUGCAGACAGGCGUACAGUCAACACUCAAGAAGCCGCACGGGAGUGGAUUCUCGGAUGUUAGGCCAGGGAGAGCGGACCUCACACCGCACGGAGCGAAGCUCACUGAUAGAAGGGCACUUACUGGAGACUCUGGAUAUAAUGAGUUAGCUAGUGCAGCUGGUGUUGGCCUGACAGUUUUCUUGGUUGGCUGACUGGAACUUGGGUGACCUACGGUGACUAAGCCCCGCCCCAGCCCCUCCCGGCCCCUGGGGCCCUCCCCGCCCGAGGACCGGCUGGGCUGGGCUGGAGAACAACACGGGCACCUCCGGACGGAGGCAGAGGGAGGCGGCGGAGAGAGCCGGACCCAGGCCCAGGGCGCUGGAGUUGGCCGGAGCUGGCCGCAGAGGCCCCUGUGUCUCUUCAGCCGCUCCCACAGCCGCCCCUCCCCGGGCCAGGUCAUGCGCUGCCACAAGUGCCUUCUCUGCCUGUCAGCCCUGCUCACACUCCUGGGCCUUAAAGUGUACAUCGAGUGGAUGUCCGAGCCCCACCUGGGCAAGGCCUACCCAGGACCCCGCAGCAGCCCGCCAGGCUCCACGCCAGCCAGCGCCGAGCCCACCCUGCCAGCCAACCUCUCAGCCCGUCUGGGCCAGACUGGCCCGCUGCCCUCGGCUUACUGGAACCAGCAGCAGUGGCGUCUGGGGACCCUGCCCGGAGUGAACAGCACAGAGGCAGGGGACUGUGGCGCUUGGGGGGCUGCCGCUGCGGCCGAGAUCCCUGACUUCACUUCCUACCCCGAGGACCUCCGCCGCUUCCUGCUGUGGGCUGCCUGCCGAAGCUUCCCACAGUGGCUGCCCGCAGGUGGCGGAGGCCAGGUGACCGGCUGCGGGGAUCCCGGUGACGUCCCCUUCCUGCUGUUGGCUGUCAAGUCGGAACCAGGGCGCUUUGCGGAACGACAGGCUGUGAGGCAGACGUGGGGCGGGUCGGCCCCUGGGAUCCGGCUGCUCUUCCUCCUGGGGUCCCCAGUGGGCCAGGCGGGGCCGGACCUCAGCACCCUGGUGUCCUGGGAGAGCCGCCGCUACAGUGACCUGCUGCUCUGGGACUUCCUCGACGUCCCCUUCAACCAGACACUCAAGGACUUGAUGCUGCUGGCCUGGCUUGGCCGCCACUGCCCUGGUGUGAGCUUUGUCCUGCAGGCCCAGGACGACGCCUUCGUGCACACCCCUGCUCUGCUGGACCACCUGCGGGGCCUGUCGCCUGCCCGGGCCCGGGGCCUCUACCUGGGUGAGGUCUUCACCCAGGCCAAGCCCCUCCGGAAGCCCGGAGAACCCUUCUACGUGCCCGGGUCCUUCUUCGAGGGCAGCUACCCAGCCUACGCCAGCGGGGGUGGCUACGUGAUCUCGGGGCGCUUGGCACCCUGGCUGCUGCAGGCGGCGGCCCGCGUGGCCCCCUUCCCCUUUGGCGACGUCUACACUGGUCUGUGCUUCCAAGCCCUGGGCCUGGCCCCCAGGACUCACAAAGGCUUCCUCACGGCCUGGCCGGCAGACCGCACUGCUGACCCCUGUGCCUUCCGAGACCUGCUGCUUGUGCGGCCCCUCAGCCCUCAGGACAGCAUCCGGCUCUGGAAACAGCUGCAGGACCCUGGGCUCCAGUGCUGAGCCCCGGAGGCGGAGGGGCGGGCAGGGCAGCCCCUGAGGGGUGAGGAAGGCGGUCCUGGAAUGGAGGCUGCCCCUCCUGGGCCUCGUCUUUUUGUUUUUGAAACAAAAUACGUGCGCUCUGCAUUCUGA